This is a messenger RNA of Scaptodrosophila lebanonensis, 1901 nucleotides long. RefSeq names its product asparagine--tRNA ligase, cytoplasmic (gene AsnRS). The record is from RefSeq and is a predicted model, not a curated record. Gene Ontology annotation, molecular function: ATP binding; nucleic acid binding; asparagine-tRNA ligase activity. Gene Ontology annotation, biological process: asparaginyl-tRNA aminoacylation. The transcript is spliced from 2 exons. Gene Ontology annotation, cellular component: cytoplasm. NCBI's taxonomy places the organism in Eukaryota, Metazoa, Arthropoda, Insecta, Diptera, Drosophilidae. Bases 75 to 1751 code for a protein of 558 amino acids.
GAUGCAAUUUUGCCUUUAAAUUGCAAACUGCACGCCUAGUUUUGUAAAUAUUGAUUAAUCAUAACUCGGUCAACAUGCCUACAGAUCAGCUUUCGGAAUUAUCGUUAAGUGCGCUUUUCACUUCCGAAAAGCGUGGCAGCGAUGAUACUGGCGAUGGCAGCGAGGCCAAGCCCUAUAAGACCAUUUUGCAGGCUAUGCGUCAUGCAGGCAAGGAACCCUUUCCAACCAUCUAUGUGGACAGCAAGGAUCCGAAUGCAGCGGAAGCAUAUGAGACAGCUGCCAAGUCUCAAUUGAAGAAAAUACAAAAGCUAUUUGUACGCGAAGGUCAUAAGAAUGCCGAGAAACAACAACGCGAGGCUGAAGAUGCUGAGAAGCGUCAGCAGAAUUUGGAGGAGGCGCGCAAGGUGAAGAUUUCAGAGGAUCCUAGUUGGCCGGUGGCCAUCAAAGUACGCAUUCUGCAGGGCGCCGACAACCGCGGCAAGCGCGUUAAAAUUUAUGGCUGGGUGCAUCGCUUGCGUCGUCAGGGCAAGGCUCUUAUCUUUAUAACUUUACGCGAUGGCACGGGAUUCCUGCAAUGCGUGCUGACAGACCAGCUUUGUCAGACCUAUGACGCUCUAACGCUGAGCACGGAGAGCACUGUCGUGCUCUUUGGCACCCUUAAGCCUGUGCCGGAGGGCAAGACUGCGCCUGGGGGCCAUGAGUUGCAUGUGGAUUAUUGGGAGCUAAUAGGAUUGGCCCCACCUGGAGGCGCUGAUGCCAUACUCAACGAAGAGGCGCAUCCCGAUGUGCAGCUGGAUAACAGACAUAUUAUGAUACGUGGAGAGAACACUUCCAAGGUGCUGAAGAUGCGCUCUGUGGUAAUGCAGGCAUUCCGUUCCCAUUACUUUGCUCGUGACUACAAUGAGGUGACGCCACCCACUCUGGUGCAGACACAGGUGGAGGGCGGCUCCACACUGUUCAAGCUGCAGUACUUCGGAGAGGAAGCCUAUCUCACGCAGAGCUCCCAGCUCUAUUUGGAGACCUGUCUGCCCGCCCUGGGCGAUGUAUUCACCAUCGCUCAGAGCUAUCGUGCAGAGCAGAGUCGCACGCGUCGUCAUUUGGCCGAAUACACGCACAUCGAGGCCGAAUGUCCCUUCAUAACGUUUGAUGAUUUGUUGGACCGCCUGGAGGAUUUGGUUUGCGAUGUAGUUGAUCGCAUUCUAAAGUCGCCGUGGGGCUAUCUGGUCAAGGAAUUAAACCCAGAUUUCAAGCCGCCACAGCGUCCGUUCCGUCGAAUGAACUACGAGGAUGCCAUCAAAUGGCUGAAGGAGAACAAUGUUACCAAGGAUGAUGGAACCUUCUACGAGUAUGGCGAGGAUAUACCUGAGGCGCCCGAGCGAAAAAUGACUGACACGAUCAAUGAGCCAAUUAUGCUGUGCCGUUUCCCAGCCGAGAUUAAAUCCUUCUACAUGUCUCGUUGCAAGGACGAUGCUCGUCUUACAGAGAGCGUUGAUGUCCUGCUGCCCAAUGUGGGUGAAAUCGUUGGUGGCUCCAUGAGGAUCCAUGACAGCGAGGAGCUUCUCAAAGGGUAUGCACGCGAGGGAAUUGAUCCCAAGCCCUACUAUUGGUAUACAGAUCAGCGCAUCUAUGGCACUUUACCACAUGGUGGCUAUGGCUUGGGUCUGGAGCGAUUCCUCUGCUGGCUCCUCAACCGCUAUCAUAUUCGCGAGGUGUGCCUCUACCCACGCUUCCUGGACAGAUGCAAGCCCUAAAUAUGCUCACGUACGAAUACUAAAAAAAUUCUUAUUAGCUUGCAGCAUUUAGAAAAUGAACAGCUACGAAAUGUUUUUCUAUUUAUGUACUUCAUCCCUAAUCUGUAUGUUUAACCUAAUAAAGGUCUGGCAUAUACUACAUAGUAUCUA